This is a messenger RNA of Haliotis rufescens (red abalone), 843 nucleotides long. Its product is annotated as trichohyalin-like. The record is from RefSeq and is a predicted model, not a curated record. Bases 109 to 477 code for a protein of 122 amino acids. The transcript is spliced from 4 exons. Lineage: Eukaryota; Metazoa; Mollusca; Gastropoda; Lepetellida; Haliotidae.
UCCUAGGUGACGACACUUCCUGUUGUCAUUCGGCACGUGUUGUGUGUUGAUCAUACAUUCGAAGGGAAGAUUUGAUAAAGUCUUGUCUUUACGUAAUAUCCUACGGCAAUGGGAUUGUUUUCUAUAAAAAGCAAGAAGCAAUACGUCAAAAAAGGGGGUCGGAGGAAAAAGGGUUAUGUUCCUCGUAACCGAACAGAGAAGAAAAAGCAGAAGAGGAACACAAGUAACAAGGUUCUUGUGGAGGAUGAGGAGCUGAUGAGCAGGGAACAGCUGCAGAAGAAGCUGAAGAACAGGAACUGCAGUAUAACAGUAUCUGGGAAGCGAAGAUCAAAGAUGUUGAAACGUCUCCGUCACACAGUAAAAAAUGACAGCAAGUUCGUACAAGACGAAGUUGAAAUGGAGGAAGAACCCCAACAGAAGAAGAAGACAAAGAAGAGCAAGAAGUCGAAGGAAGUUGAUAUGGAGGAAGACUUGUAGUCUUGGGGAAGAGGAAGAUACUGCUGGAUUUAAGCCCAUCUGAUUCACUAUCAUAAUUGCAAAUUAGAUAAUGUUUGUUUUUGAAAUGUAAUUCAGUUCAUGGAAAAUACCUUUAUAUCUGGCAGAGUAAGGACACACAAAUGCUGCUUCUCCUUGAGGAAACGAGUGGUUUUAACUCUCGGUGUGGCAUUCAUCAUAGCACCAGUAUUCAUCCACUAGCACUCCACUCCAGUGGGAUGGAUCUGGGGUAGAAUUGGUCUUCAGCAACCCAUGCUUGCCGUAAAAGGCAACUAUGCUUGUCGUAAGAGGCGACUAACUGAUCAGGUGGUCAGGCUUGCUGACUUGGUUGAUGCAUGUCAUCGUAUC